UUGUUAUAUAAUUCGUUAUCAGUCUCUCCCAGGAAGGCUAAUUUUUUUCGCCUUUAUCCUAAUGCUCUUAUUUUUUAUUGGUUCAUUUUAGGGCAUCAGAGCGGUUCAAGUCUUUUAUCGUCAUCACUUUCCGGGGUCCUCCCGCCUCCACAGGGGCCUCCGGAGUUAGUUGGUACAGCACCUUCGCCUUCGGCCGCACCAUGCUCCACUCCACUUUCCCAUCAUAUUUCUGGACAGUCGGGUGGUGUCUAUAUAAGCCCACCAGGGUCACACGAUGGCUUGGUCAAGGCAACAAAUGCUGUUAUCGCUGGUGCCUCCAACGCGACAGUCUAUGCACUUGCGGUUGCUGCUGCUCAAGCUCAGCAGCAUCAACAGCUUUCUCCACAAUCACAGCAGCAGCAACCUUCCCAUGCGCAUCCACUACUAGCAAAUCCUUACCCAAGGGGGCCAAUUUGCCCACAACCAAUGGCUUCAAAUCACCUUAACUCAACUAGUCAUAGCCCUACACUUGCUAAUGCCAAUAGCAUCUCUGCAAAUCCAGCCGUGUCUUUAGCUGGCCUUUUAGCCCCUGGGACGGCGCAACAUUCUGUCCCUUCAUUAACUUAUACAACCCACAUACCCGAUUCCUCUGGUCUCCUUUCUUUAUCCAAUAAUGCAGGGACUGCUACUUCUUCUGCACAGCCGUCGAUACUUCUGACCAAUGGACCAGGACAGUCAGAAGCUGUAACUUCGAUAUAA
Molecule: messenger RNA, 738 nt
Organism: Protopolystoma xenopodis
Lineage: Eukaryota; Metazoa; Platyhelminthes; Monogenea; Polystomatidea; Polystomatidae
Source: the annotation of a GenBank genome assembly